UUUUAAAGUAAAAACUCCAAACGGAAUCGAAAAUUUAUUGAGUGGAAAUAAAUCAGCUUAUAAUUUAUUUCGAAUUGAAUUACAAGAAAACUUCCAAUUAAUUACAAAAACGGCCAAUUCAAAUUUAACAAAAAACGGCGGUGGAGGGGGAUCCCCAGUUAAUUGCUCUCGCCGCCACAACAAUCAACAAAGACCUAAUAGUCCAAUGGAUAUUGCUGCAACUAAAAUACAAGCUGCAUUUCGUGGACAUCUUUUACGCUCUCACCCAGAAAAGUUUGGCUUGGACUCUACCAAAAUCAACGGAAUUUGCCAACGGCAAAGAAUGCGUCGAAAUUCAAAUGAACGAUUGGCUUUAUUUGAUAAUCGAAAAGAUUUAAAACGUCAUUCUGUCGGUGGUUAUAGCCACGCCCAACAAUUAACAGCAUCCCCUGAAGACCGUGCAGCAACAAAAAUCCAAGCAGAAAUUCGUGGGUAUUUAACUCGAAAACAUAUAGAAAAUGAAAAGAAACAAAACCAAACUGCCGCUACAAAAAUACAGGCACAUAUUCGCGGGUAUUUAACGCGUAAACACUUGGAAGAAAAAGGUGUUUUAGUUAGCCCUCCACGUUCUCGAACUUCUACAAAUGCUCGUUCUGAAAUGAAAAAUGGAAUUGAUUUUUGA
Messenger RNA from Meloidogyne enterolobii, 661 nucleotides. The record is from the annotation of a GenBank genome assembly. Lineage: Eukaryota; Metazoa; Nematoda; Chromadorea; Rhabditida; Meloidogynidae.